CAACUCCGAGCCCCUUGUGUCCUGGGUGAGGCGCUUGAGCCGGAGGAGAAGCCGCGGCAUCCAUCCUCAGGCCUGCCCUGGGGCUGGCUGGGCAAACUGCCCACUUGGGAAAGGACCUGGGGCGAGGAGGAGGCAGCCUUACAGAUUGGCUUAUCUUGGGAGCUUCAGGACUUUGCUCAUCUUGAAGAUCAGGUGACCACUGACCAUGUCAUCGAGGCCUUUUGAAAGUCCACCUCCAUAUAGACCUGAUGAAUUCAAACCCAGUCAUUAUGCACCAAGCAAUGACAUGUAUGGCGGAGAUAUGAAUGUCCGACCGAUGCUUUCUCACACAGCAUAUUCUUUCUACCCAGAAGAUGAAAUUCUUCACUACUACAAGUGGACCUCCCCUCCAGGAGUGAUUCGGAUUCUGUCUAUGCUGAUUAUCGUGAUGUGCAUUGCCAUAUUUGCCUGUGUCGCCUCUACACUUGCCUGGGACAGAGGUUAUGGAAACAACAUACUAGGGGGUGGUAUAGGCUACCCUUAUGGAGCAGGCAGCUUCGGAGGCUAUGGAAAUGGCUAUGGUUAUGGCUAUGGUUAUGGCUACGGAGCAGGUUACACAGAUCCAAGAGCCGCAAAGGGCUUCCUGCUGUCUAUGGCUGCCUUUUGUUUCAUUGCUGCACUGGUGAUAUUUGUCACCAGUGUUAUAAGAUCUGAAAUAUCUAGAACAAGAAGAUAUUACCUGACUGUGAUAAUAGUGAGUGCUAUCCUGGGCUUCAUGUUGUUUAUUGCCACAAUCGUCUACAUAAUGGGCGUCAAUCCAACUGCCCAGGCCUCUGGGUCCGUGUAUGGCUCACAAAUUAUUGCCCUCUGCAACCAGUUUUACACGCCCGCAGCUUCCGGACUCUACGUGGAUCAAUAUUUGUAUCACUACUGUGUGGUGGACCCCCAGGAGGCCAUUGCCAUUGUACUAGGGUUCAUGGUUAUUGUGGCUUUUGCUUUAAUAAUUUUCUUUGCUGUGAAAACUCGAAGGAAGAUGGACCAGUAUGACAAGUCGAAUAUUUUGUGGGACAAGGAACGUGUUUAUGAUGAGCAGCCCCCCAACGUUGAAGAGUGGGUUAAAAACGUGUCUGCAGGCACUCAAGACAUGCCUCCUUCCCCUUCGGACUAUGUGGACGGAGUGUACAGUCCCGUGGCCUACUCCUCCAACGGCAGAGUGAGUGACAAGCGAGUGUAUCCGGAGUCCUCCUAUAAAUCAACGCCGGUGCCUGAAGUGGUACAGGAACUUCCAGUGACUUCGCCCAUGGAUGACUUCAGGCAGCCUCAUUACAGCAGCAAUGAUAACUUGGAGACACCUGCUAAAAGGGCUCCUGCAAAGAGGAGAGCGGGGAAGCCAAAGAGGCCAGAGCAGGACCACUAUGAGACGGACUACACGACGGGCGGAGAGUCCUGCGAGGAGCUGGAGGAAGACUGGGUCAGGGAAUAUCCACCUAUCACUUCAGAUCAUCAAAGACAACUCUACAAGCGAAGUUUCGACUCUGGCCUGCAGGAAUACAAGCGCUUACAAGCAGAACUCGAUGAGAUCAAUAAAGAGCUCUCUCGUCUGGAUAAAGAAUUGGAUGACUAUAGAGAAGAAAGUGAAGAGUACAUGGCUGCUGCUGAUGAAUACAAUAGACUAAAGGAAGUUAAAGGAUCUGCAAAUUACAAAAGUAAAAGGAAUUAUUGUAAGCAGUUGAAGAGUAAGUUGUCACACAUCAAGAAAAUGGUUGGAGACUAUGACAGAGGGAAGACAGAAGGCAGAAUCCAGAUCGUCUGAGUGGUUAAGAGGUGUCUGGCGUCUCUGCGAUGCUGUCAGGAUGCAAAAUGACUUUGGACUCCAACCGGAGAGGCCAAACCUUUGUGACCAUUACAAAGUUUUGGUAGCUUUAAUAUCAUUGGUAUUGAAGCAUUUUAUAAGUACCUUUUGAUAAUCAACUGUGCUGAACACUCCAAUUAAGGAUAUUAUGCUUUCAACUUCGGUUCUUUUAUUAAGAACUGUUGUUUGAGUUUUUUAAACUGUUGACCUUAAAGGAAGGUUGCUGAGUGGACUGUGCUGUGAACUUUCAUGCCCUAGGCAGUCGUGCCUUCGUACUUCAUUAUUUUGAAUAGGUGGUCUCAUUUAAUCCUCCCAGAAUGCUCCCUUCACAUAACUAUUAUUUAUAAUCAUUCCUUUUCAGAUGAGGAAACUGGGUCCCUGCAAUGAAGUGAAACUGCUUUUUUCCUAGCUUGCAGUUUUGGUUAAGUCUGUUUUAUGACUCCAUUAAUAAAGUCCCUGGCCAUUCACAUUUUAGCUACUGUGGAUAUUGCAUUCUACCAACCUCCCUAUUGAUAUUUUUCUGUGUAUAAAUGGUUAAAAGAGCUUUUUAUUGUUUUAUGUUAUCUUGGUAAUAAAGAUCAUGUAAAAGUAAACAAAUUUUGAAAUUUAAAGCUUGUAAAUACAUAUUUACUUUUUAAAAUCAAAAUUUAAAACCACUGGUUAGAAUUUUGUGUAUUUUUAAAUACUUUUUAAUCUUUUAUGGUUUACAUGCUUUUUUAAAAAAACCAACUAGGCCUUUCAUUAUAUUAGAGUAUCUGAUUACAUUUGUAAUUUGGUUGUGACUUGAAAUGCAUCUUACAGGAAUGUUCAAGUUCUGUACCUAUUUUACAAGGUAUUAAACCAAGUGUUUUCUUUAUAUAACAUGCCUGUUGGAUGUCAUUAGAGCUGUUAAUUUUAAGCUGUACAAAACUACACUCAGCAGUGGUAUCUGUUAUUGUUUUAAAGUACUUUGGGUGCUGCACUGGUUGCUUGUUUCCCAGUCUGUCAGCUCUAAGAAGGCCAGUUGUCUGACACUAGAAUCCAGUAUCACAAAACAUCAAAUAUUUCAAAUUGUGUGCUUAAAUCUCAAUACUUUUAUUAGUAAAGUAAAAUUAGCUGAUAAUACUGGGCACAUCACUAGUCAAGUUGACUGAUCAUCCCCCCAGUUUAGAACUCUGUUUUGGUGAAAAUAUUUUGAUGAAGCCAUAAUUAAUCAUUAGUAGUAUGCAAUUCAGUCAUUCAGAUAGGAAGAGGGAGAGAUAAGGAGAGAAAAAGAAAUGCCGACUUGUUGCUCCACUCAUUCGUGCAUUCAUUGGUUGCUUAUUGUCUGUGCCCUGACUGGGGUUGAAACCACAACCUUGGCCUCUUGGGACAAUGCUCUAACCAACUGAGCUACCCAGCCAGGGUCCAUAGGUAAACUUUUAAGUAAAGUUUCCACUGUAACACUGAUUUCUUCAAAUUGAAGAAAUUCACCCUGGCUGGUGUGACUCAGUGGAUUGAGUGCCAGCCUGCAAGCCAAAGGGUUGCCGGUUCGAUUCCCAGUCAGGGCACAUGCCUGGGUUCCGGGCCAGGUCCCCAGUGGGGGCAUGUGAGAGGCAACCACACAUUGAUGUUUCUCUCCUUCUCUGUCUGUCUCUCUUCCCCUAAAAAUAAAUAAAUAAAAUCUUUAAAACAUAUAUUUAAAAAAUUGAAGAAAUUCUUCAUUUUCCAUAUGCUUUACAUACUUAUGACUAAAUAGUCUAUGCUUUUCAUACCUUUUGGAGUCACACCAAAUGGUAACGACUCUCUUGAGCAACUUAACUGAUUUUUAUGUGUGCUAAAAUUUUAACUCUGUUCUUGGAAGUCAAUGUACUUGGUUUAUGAAGGCAAGCUUGGCCAUACAUGUCUGCAUUAUAAAAUUGUGCUGUGCAAUUGGAUUUUGAAAUAAAAUAACAAAAUCAUUUUUCAAAUGUA
This is a messenger RNA of Phyllostomus hastatus (greater spear-nosed bat), 3763 nucleotides long. RefSeq names its product occludin (gene OCLN). Gene Ontology annotation, biological process: bicellular tight junction assembly. Lineage: Eukaryota; Metazoa; Chordata; Mammalia; Chiroptera; Phyllostomidae. Bases 206 to 1792 code for a protein of 528 amino acids. Gene Ontology annotation, cellular component: cytoplasmic vesicle; bicellular tight junction; apical plasma membrane. The record is from RefSeq and is a predicted model, not a curated record. The transcript is spliced from 9 exons.